This is a messenger RNA of Camellia sinensis, 2601 nucleotides long. Lineage: Eukaryota; Viridiplantae; Streptophyta; Magnoliopsida; Ericales; Theaceae. The record is from RefSeq and is a predicted model, not a curated record.
AUGAAGGAUGAUAUUAUGAAAUUCAUGCAAGAGUUUCAUGAUAAUGGUGUAUUGGGUAAUGGAAUCAAUUGUUCUUUUGUGACCCUCGUUCCCAAGAUAGCGAGCCCAGAAGCAAUUACAGACUUUAGACCUAUCAGCCUAAUCAGUUCAAUCUAUAAAGUGGUGGCUAAAGUUUUGGCCAACAGGAUGAAAGUAGUGGUGCCAAAAAUCAUUGAUAGAGUUCAAUCAGCAUUCUUAAGUGGUAGGAAUAUUAUGGAUGGUGUUCUUGUUGCAAAUGAGAUUGUGGAUUGGUGGAAGAAGACUAACAGAAAGGGGCUAAUCAUUAAGUUGGAUUUCGAAAAAGCCUAUGACACUGUCAACUGGAAUUUCCUUUUUCAAAUGCUAGAGAAUUUUGGUUUUGGACCUACCUGGACCAAAUGGAUAAAGGAAUGCAUUUCUUCUGCUAGAGUGUCAAUUCUUGUUAAUGGGUCACCAUCAACAGAGUUUUGCCCUCAAAAAGGUUUAAGGCAAGGUGAUCCUUUAUCCCCUUUCUUGUUUAAUGUUGUAGCUGAGGGUCUGAAUAUACUCAUAUCAAGAGCUAAAGAUAUGGGUUUGGUUAGAGGUAUAUCUGUAGGUGCCAAUGGGUUGAAUAUAUCUCAUUUACAAUUUGCUGAUGAUACAGUGCUGUUUUGUGAGGCUGAAGGGUCACAAAUUUUGGCUAUAAAAAGAAUCCUUAGGUGUUUUGAAGUAAUUUCAGGACUAAGGAUCAAUUUUUCCAAAAGUGUUGUGUGUGGGGUGGGUGUGGCAGAAGUGGAGGUUGAUGAGUUUGCAAGGAAAUUGAAUUGUUUAAGCACGAAAUUACCAUUGAAGUAUCUAGGAUUACCACUGGGAGCCAGCCCUAGCAGGAGGUUGACUUGGAGGCCAGUUGUAGAGAAUUUCAAGAAAAAGUUAACUGGGUGGAAGAGAAGAGUGUUAUCUUUUGCUGGUAGAGUCACACUCAUUAAGUCCGUGUUGUCUGCUUUACCUGUGUAUUACAUGUCUCUUUUUAAAAUACCUGCGUGUGUUGCUAAAGAGUUGGAUAGGAUUCAAGCAUCAUUUUUGUGGGGUGACUCUGAGCGUAGUAGGAAGUUGCAUUUAGUCAGGUGGAAAGAAGUGUGCAUGAGUGUGAAACAAGGAGGGCUGGGGAUCAAAAACAUCAGCUUAGCCAACGAUAGUUUGCUCUUAAAAUGGUGGUGGAGAUAUGGGCAAGAGGAUGAGGCACUAUGGAAGAUGGUUAUUUGCGAAAAGUAUGGUUCAGAUGGGGGUAGAUGGUUCCCUGAUAAGGAAGCUCAUGGUCCUAUAUCCCAGAUUUGGAAAGACAUCUUAUCAGUGGCGCAGAGAAAUGGCAGUAUUAUCCAAUUUUACAAGGAUAAUGUGGAAAUCUUAAUAGGUAAUGGGCAAAGAAUUAGUUUCUGGAGAGACAAUUGGUUGGGUUCAACAAAUCUUUUAAGCCAAUUCCCUAGAUUAUUCCAGUUGGUUAAUGAUAAAGAGAUUUCCCUGAAUGUUCAAGUAGCCAGAAGAGUUAGUCAAUCUGGGUGGGCUUUCAACUUCAACAGACCACUUCGGGCUUGGGAAGAAGGAGAGCUGGUCAGGUUAACCACUGCUCUGGGGUCAGGCCCUCUUCUCAGAAGUGAUGUAGCUGACAGUUUGGGUUGGAAGGCUGCUCAGCCAGGUACUUUUAAGGUUAAUGCUGUUUAUGCUUGGGGUAUGCUCAAUGAUGGUCCUACUCACAGAUCAGUCGAUCUUAUCUGGAAUAAUUUUUCCCCACCGAAAGCAAAAUUUUUUUCUUGGCUAGCUUGGAGAGGAAGAUUGAAAACCAAAGAUUUGCUUCAUAGGGUUGGAAUUCUAGAGGGGGAAGAAGUCCUUAAUUGUAUAUUCUGUCAGGAGGCCAGAGAAUCUCUUGACCAUGUUAUGCUUCACUGUUCUUUUACUUGGAAAAUUUGGUCUGCUAUUAUCGAUUGGUGGGGUAUACAAUGGGUUAUUCCCAAAUCCAUAGAGGGUCUCUUAAUCUGGUGGCUGGGUUGGAAGUUUAGGAAAAAAGUAAAUCUGGUGUGGAAGACCCUCCCAGCAGCAGUGUUGUGGUCUGUGUGGAGUUAUAGAAAUGAGUGUGUGUUUAAGGCAGUCCAACCCAAUUUUCAGGCCCUGUGUGAAUGUAUCAAGGUGAGGUUAGCAAUGUGGAUGAGAUCUCAAUUCAGGGAUGCUUCAUUUUCUGUUAAUGAUGUCGUGUUUAAUUUUUCACAAGUCAGGUGUGCUGGUAGUCAGCCUUCUGAAUUGGCCAUUGUUGCAGCACAAUUCUGGUUUGCUCCUGCAGAUGGGCUCACAUUCUUUCUUGUUCCUUAUGAUUCCACUCCCAAUAUCACAGCAGGCGCUGCCAUGGGUCUUCCAGCCAACCUAACCACCGGCAAAGCGUUCAGUGCCUUUGUUGCUGUGGAGUUUGAUACCUAUUGCAAUAACAAGUUCGACCCAACCAACAAAACUCAUGUAGGUAUCAAUAUCAACUCUCUCAAUUCUAGUGCUUAUGCAGUAUGGAACAGUAACAUGACAGAUGCGCCGAAGGUGCCCUUAGUUUCGUGGUUGAUCUGA